Ipomoea nil (Japanese morning glory) is the source of this 1262-nucleotide messenger RNA. RefSeq names its product probable leucine-rich repeat receptor-like protein kinase At1g35710. The transcript is spliced from 2 exons. The coding region runs from base 9 to 1043 and encodes 344 amino acids. The record is from RefSeq and is a predicted model, not a curated record. Lineage: Eukaryota; Viridiplantae; Streptophyta; Magnoliopsida; Solanales; Convolvulaceae. Gene Ontology annotation, molecular function: protein binding.
UUCGAAAUAUGAAUUUAUCAACUCUGGUCCAUUUACAAGUCAUUGAUCUUUCCAACAAUUCUUUCCAUGGAAGCAUUUCUUUUAUCAAAGACAUGGUUGGCUUGAAACACAUGACAACUCUUCAUCUCUAUAGAAAUCACUUUUCCGAUCACAUCCCACAAGAAAUUGGGUUGUUAACGUCUCUUGUUGAUUUGAAAUUAUCCCAAAAUAAUUUCACAAGUCAAAUCCCCCCUUCAAUUGGGAACUUGCAAAAUUUAACAACUCUUUAUCUAUGGGGGAACCAACUUUCAGGCCACAUUCCUCAAGAAAUUGGGUUGUUAACAUCUCUUGUUGAUUUGGAAUUGAGUACAAAUGAUCUCACGGGUGAAAUCCCUAAAUCAAUUGGGAACUUGCAAAAUUUAACAACUCUUUAUCUAUGGGGGAACCAACUUUCAAGCCACAUUCCUCAAGAAAUUGGGUUGUUAACUUCUCUUGUUGAUUUGAAAUUAUCUAAAAAUAAUUUCACGGGUGAAAUCCCUAAAUCAAUUGGGAACUUUCAAAAUUUAACAACUCUUUAUCUAUGGGGGAACCAACUUUCAGGCCACAUUCCUCAAGAAAUUGGGUUGUUAACUUCUCUUGUUGAUUUGGAAUUGAGCUCAAAUAAUCUCAAAGGUCAAAUCCCUAUUUCAAUUGGGAACUUACGAAGUUUGUCAACUCUACAUCUAUUUGAGAACCAACUUUCAGGUCACAUUCCUCAAGAAAUUGGAUUGUUAACUUCUCUUGUUGAUUUGAAAUUAUCUAAAAAUAAUUUCACGGGUGAAAUCCCUAAAUCAAUUGGGAACUUUCAAAAUUUAACAACUCUUUAUCUAUGGGGGAACCAACUUUCAGGCCACAUUCCUCAAGAAAUUGGGUUGUUAACUUCUCUUGUUGAUUUGGAAUUGAGCUCAAAUAAUCUCAAAGGUCAAAUCCCUAUUUCAAUUGGGAACUUACGAAGUUUGUCAACUCUACAUCUAUUUGAGAACCAACUUUCUCAGGUCACAUUCCUCAAGAAAUUGGGUUGUUAACUUCUCUUGUUGAUUUGAAAUUAUCUAAAAAUAAUUUCACGGGUGAAAUCCCUAAAUCAAUUGGGAACUUUCAAAAUUUAACAACUCUUUAUCUAUGGGGGAACCAACUUUCAGGCCACAUUCCUCAAGAAAUUGGGUUGUUAACUUCUCUUGUUGAUUUGGAAUUGAGCUCAAAUAAUCUCAAAGGUCAAAUCCCUAUUUCAAUUGGGAACUUGCAAC